Molecule: messenger RNA, 1665 nt
Organism: Triplophysa dalaica
Lineage: Eukaryota; Metazoa; Chordata; Actinopteri; Cypriniformes; Nemacheilidae
Gene: snx10a
Product: sorting nexin 10a
Exons: 8
Coding region: 291-968 (225 amino acids)
Biological process (GO): intracellular protein transport
Molecular function (GO): phosphatidylinositol binding
Source: RefSeq, a predicted model, not a curated record
CGGAGCCGCUCAACUAUCCCUUUCUUUAUCAGUAUAUAUUAGUCAUACGUUGAUGCAAGUUUGUUUUCUCCCAUCUUGCAUAGGAUUUCCAAGAAGAAGGGAACAAACAAAAAGGCUGAAAGUACCUGAAGGGAUAUGCAGUAUACCAUGUCACCACGUGAACCAGAGACUCUUGCAAAGCUGCUCUUGCCAAAGGAUAGAGCAUUGCAAGCCAGCCAACUAACCAAGCACAUCAACAAAUAAUAGAGGACCAAGUGAUUGAUCAACGCAACAGACAUCAAGUCUCUGAUAUGGACAGCACAAGUUUUGUGAAGGAGUUUAUAAGCCUUUGGGUGCGUGAUCCUCAGGCUCACAAGGAGGAGUUUUGGCACACAUACAUCGACUAUGAGAUCUGUCUUCAUACCAAUAGCAUGUGUUUCCAGAAGAAGACCUCUUGUGUUAGGAGGAGAUACAGUGAAUUUGUGUGGCUGCGCCAGAGACUGCAGUACAAUGCUCAGCUCAUAGAGUUGCCUAAACUUCCUCCCGGGAACCCAUUCUUCAAUUUCACUAGUGAGUUCCAGGUCAAUCAACGGAUGCAGGGGCUUCAGCAGUUUCUCCAGGAAGUUCUAGAGACGCCCUUACUGUUAUCAGACAGUCGGCUGCACCUGUUUUUGCAGUCACAGCUGAGCAUUGCUAAAAUGGAUGCGUGCGCACAGGGUCAGACGCAUUACACAGUCGCGCAGGCGAUACACCGAUGUCCCUGCGACGCACGUUUCCCCAUAGAAGAGCAAUGUCAUGAAGAAGACAGCAAAACAUUCUGGGACUCUGAAUGUGAUAGUACAACAUCGUCAGGUUUUGGCCAUAGUUUAGGACCUUCCACACCUGUCGAUGAGAGCCUUGCACAUGAAUUUCAAACAACUAUCUCUGAGGCAGAACUCUUUUGCAGCCUGUCUACAUCACCCAGCAACCAGCAGCAUGUUCACUCUUGACAUGCACCCCGUGUAAAACCUGUAUACACUCUGACAAAGAGCCCCAAAUGCUGCUGACAGCCUCCAAAGUUGUAUUUGGAUGUAUGCUCAUGUAAGAUAGUCUUGGUUUUCAACUGUUUUAUAUUAUUUUCAUCAGCUUCCUGUUUAUUCAGUACCUUUUUUUAAAUUUCACUGGUCGUCACAUUAAAUAUUCAUCGAUGACUAAAGAAAUUAUCAAUGGUUCAGGUGUGAAAUGGGAUGGUUUACAGCAUCAUUCUUAAUGUGCUUCUUCACGGAGUCUGUAGUAUAGAUGAGGUUUUAUACACGCCUGAUAAAGAAGCAUUUUACAGUGUCAGCAUUUUUCUGUGUAGAUAUGCUUUUGCUUAAUAAGUUUUAAAAAACUAUGAGUAAGAUGGCAAUGCAUUAGUACUUUGUUUCUUAAAAUCAUAUUUUCUAUCAUACAUUUUUAUUAGUAGUGCUAAAACUUUUCAAGUCUGUAAAUGUGUGAGGAUAAGAAUGUAUUUUUAAAAAAUAAUAUUUUAUUGUAUAUGUAAUGAUGAAUGAAUAAAUGCUUUAUUUUUUGAAACACUUGGCUGUUUAGGAGUAGAAAACAGAAAUACCUUUGUGAAUUCAAAAGCAUUCUGCACAUCCUAAAACAAUAAAUUAAACGGAUAGUUCACUUAAAAAAAAAUUGUCAUUUGCUCACCCUCAGAUUGCU